AAAAGUCACGUCAAUCAUUUAAUGAUCGUACUGUUCGCCGAGAGUGAGGUUCGUUUAUCGUCUGCAAUUUGACACGUUACGUCAGAAUCUGACGGUCAGAUUCGUCGUGGAGUCGCGAGUGUGAUAAUGUAUGCUCGCACAAUCUUUACAUGAUAAUCACCCACUGUAGUUCAGCGGUGUUCCGCGUUACGUGGGCGCGGAUCUUUCAAAAGUAGCACACGUAGGCAACAGGUGUCCAUGUUAAAUAUCGCAAACACCUGGCAGUUGGUCGACGUUAACGUGAUCGUUCGACAACGUGUCGAAAGGCGGAGCGCGUAAUUAAUUGCGUAAUUAAUUGCGACGUUAUAAUUAUUAUUGCCUUUUCCGGCAAAUUAUUCCUUUUGCUGACGUCGUACUGACACCUACGUAAUUUCUUCACCAGAAUACUGAUAUUUUUACCAAGAAUCAUCGUCAAAAUGAAUUACGAUUACUUGAUAAAAUUUCUGGCACUCGGCAACUCCGGCGUUGGCAAGACGAGCUUUCUUUACCAGUAUACCGAUGGUACUUUCAACUCCCGAUACGUAUCCACCGUUGGAAUCGAUUUCAAGGAGAAACGAGUGAUAUAUCAAACAGAAAAUGGUAGAAGCCAACGAGUACACCUGCAACUUUGGGACACGGCUGGUCAGGAACGGUUCAGAAGUCUAACUACAGCCUUUUACCGGGAUUCCAUGGGUUUCCUACUAAUUUUUGACCUAACCAAUGAGUCAUCAUUUCUUGAAGUUAGGAACUGGCUGGAGCAGCUUAGGACCCAUGCAUAUUGCGAUAAUCCAGACGUAAUUCUCUGUGGCAAUAAAUCCGAUCUUGAAGACAAACGUGUCAUUAGUGAAGAGAAAGCUCGAGAUCUUGCCGAAAGACACGGCUUGGUUUAUCUGGAAACGAGUGCCGCGACUGGGCAAAAUGUUGAACGAGCUGUAGAAAUAUUAUUAGAUCGCGUAAUGCGCAAGAUGGAGGCUGCGGUGGACAAGUCGGUGUUACCACAUCAAAAAGUUUUAAGAUGCCAUGAGCGUGAUACUCCGCCGCCCAGCAAUUCCUGCUAUUGCUGACAGUGCCGAUACAUGUAGUUAUUUCACUACUUUACAUCUAUACUAAAAUCACAGGAAACAACAUAUUAUGAAACUGACAUUUUUUAGUGAAAUUGUCAAUUUCGAUUAAUUCCUUGAUUUUAGCGUGUUCGUUGCGGAAAUUCUAUUUAUUUAUGCAAGAUUGUUCCAUAAAUUGUUUUUGCAUUUGCAAUUCACAUUUGUAGCAGGAAUCUCAACUGAUAUAGUUUAAGAAUCGUAAAAAAAACAAAUGGACAAAUUGGCGAAAUUGAAAAUGGAUGAAACUUGAAUGAAAACUUGUGUACAAGAUGACAUGAAAAAAUCGUUUUAUAAUAUUUAAAUAUUUCGGUAUUAUACAUGAAUCUCAUUAUGGUGGCAUUUAGAAAGAAAGUAUAGUUAGAUGGUAUCAAGGUUGUGAUCAAUUAAAUUAAAUUUGAAGAGAGUUUGUUUAUUACAAGAAGUAGCUUUAUGUAGUUUUAUGUAUAUAUAUAAUCAGAAAUUUUAAGUUUCCCGGUAAUGGGAAUGUUUAUUAAAAUCUUCUAUUCUUCUUGCUUAGCUUCGUACUGUACACGUGUUUUAAUAGCAGCGACGCAACGAGCAUGCUAAGAAGAUUGUCGAUGCAUAUAUUUCAAAACAAAUGGCUGUCCCGUUUUGCGGGAGAACAUAUAAGAUUUCUUGUUAUUCUGCACAUAUUAAAUGUCUUCCAUCAUCGCUUACGAUCGAAUGAAAACAUUUUUUGAAUUCAGCGAAUCUGCCAAUGAACUCUCGAUUAAUAUAAUGUUUGUACAAUAAUGUUGAAUCUUCUACGGACAGUUAUCCAUUGUCUCUGAAAACUUUGAACGAGUUUACCUUUUCCCAAGACAUUCCAUUUAUACUGUUGUCGUCUUCCAAUGUUGCUUGUUCUUGAGAGAUUGACGACGUUCACCGAAUUUAAACGUUACUCGACUAAAAGUGUCUUUUAUCCUGCGAUAACGCUGACCUUUUCUAUUACUAUUAUCAUACGCACAAAGUGUUCAAUAAGUCAAUCUUUAUUACUUAUCAAAGUGUGAUAUGCGAUAAUCAAAGCAGCAGAACUUCUGGAAUAAGAUGAAUCACUUUCGACUGUAUGUGAUGUAUUUUUGAUGAUGUUAUUAUAUUAUAACCAAUCAGAGUUAAUAUAUUUACUCGUAAGUAAAUAAUAUAUUCAGCGCAACCAAAAUAUAUUAUAUAUAUUGCAUAACGCGUAUAUACAACUAAUCAACUAAUCUCUUGUGAUAUUUAUAUCAUGUAUUAAAUGAAAACUAUUAUUGUAUUGUGAUGAAACAUUAAUGCCUUAACUGUGAAAAUAAAUACCACCAAUGUUUAAAACAAAUUAGUACAUAAGUGCUAAUGAAUAUCUGAUAUUUGUAAUGAAUGUAAUAUUUCUUCUUUACCUUGCAAAGUCUACCACCAUAUCGUCUAGAUAUUGCAACUAUUAGUAAUAUUAUCAUAUAAGUAAAAGUGUAUAAGAGUUUUGACAAUCAAUCAAAAAUUAAAGGCGAAUUUUAAUAAAUUAAGCCUUGAGGUAAUAAAUAAAUGACAAAACUG
Ooceraea biroi (clonal raider ant) is the source of this 2645-nucleotide messenger RNA. It is a transcript of the gene Rab27, whose product is annotated as RAS oncogene family member Rab27. The record is from RefSeq and is a predicted model, not a curated record. Lineage: Eukaryota; Metazoa; Arthropoda; Insecta; Hymenoptera; Formicidae. Gene Ontology annotation, molecular function: GTPase activity; GTP binding.